AUGGCCAAACAUAAGGACAAGAAACUACGAGAGAAUUGGCCAGAUCCGUGGGUUUUGUCUUUGUGUGCCUUCUUAAACGAAUAUAUUACAAAGCAUGGUCGAAGUUCCACCUUUAAGUGGGUCGAACUUCAGCCAGAGUUUGAGAAAAUAAUUAACCACACAUUCCCUAGUAAAGGAGCAUUGAAGAACAAGUAUGAUAAUAUGAAAAAAGAUUACAAUCUUUGGAAAUCACUAAAGAACGGAGAAAUCGGACUUGGAUGGGAUGAGAGCACAAAGACGCUUAUUUGCUCAGACGAUUGGUGGAAAAAGAAAAUUAAGGAAAAUAGUAAAUAUAGAAAAUUACAAAGUAAGCAACCAUCUAUAGAACUACAAGAAGCAUGGGAUCAGCUAUUUGCGGAUGCGGUUGCCAGUGGCGUGAAUUGUGUUGCAUCUUCUAUGGAUCCGAGUGGUGUAAAUGAGGUGUUUAUUGAAAACCUUGAAGACGACGAUGUAGUGAGUGGUGAAGAGGUAGAUGCUUUUCAAGCCAACAAUGGAUACUCUUCCCGACUUGAGAACCUAGAAAGGCAAGAGGACGAAUUCUUUGAAGAAUUUUUAGAUGGUGUAAAUGGAGACAGAGCAUCAACCUCAAACAAAAGUGGGGUUUUAAAACAGGUUAAUAAGCAUACAAAAAAAAUGAGUACCAAACUUAAACCCGUUAAGAUGAAGCGUAAAGGUAGAGAGUCAUCAGGAACUACAAUGUUGAAGGAUCAUCAAAGUCAAAGUAAUGCUAAUCAACAAGAACUUAUACAAAUUUUAAAGUCAGAUGCUUCGGGUGACAAUAAAACUAGUAAGUUCAGUAUUGAAGCUGCCGUAAGUAUAAUUGGACGCAUGGUAGAGGAAGAAAAAAUGAUGGAAGGCGAUAAUGUUUGGAUGUUUGCUAUUGAUUUAUUUGAGGAUCCUAUUAAGAGAGAAAUAUUCAUAAGUCUGCUGAAUGAUAACCGUAGAUUGGAUUGGCUCCUCCAUAAGCAAAACUCCCUCGACUAA
This is a messenger RNA of Erigeron canadensis, 1023 nucleotides long. RefSeq lists its product as uncharacterized. Lineage: Eukaryota; Viridiplantae; Streptophyta; Magnoliopsida; Asterales; Asteraceae. The coding region runs from base 1 to 1023 and encodes 340 amino acids. The record is from RefSeq and is a predicted model, not a curated record. The transcript is spliced from 2 exons.